UCUCCUUUUACACAUCGUUUCCCAUUCACCACAUUCACCAAACGCUAUGCACACAGAGAGUUAGGGGAGAAAUUCAGUGAGCAGAAAAAUGGCGACUCUUCAAGUCCCUGCCAAUGUUCCUUCUCCAGCUGAGGACGCCGACCAGCUUCACAAGGCUUUUCAAGGAUGGGGCACGAACGAGGGAUUGAUUAUAUCCAUAUUAGCACAUAGGAAUGCAGCACAACGCAACUUAAUACGACAAACUUAUGCUGAAACAUAUGGUGAAGAUCUUCUGAAAGCACUUGAUAAAGAGCUUUCAAGUGACUUUGAGCGAGCUGUACUGUUAUGGACAUUGGAUCCACCAGAACGUGAUGCUUAUUUGGCUAAUGAAUCCACAAAGAGGUUUACUUCAAGCAAUUGGGUUCUUUUGGAGAUAGCUUGCACCAGGUCCUCUCUUGAGUUAUUCAAGGUCAAGCAGGCAUACCAUGCUCGCUAUAAGAGGUCACUUGAGGAAGAUGUUGCAUAUCACACAAAAGGAGAUUUUCGCAAGCUUUUGGUUCCUCUUGUGAGCACAUUCCGAUAUGAGGGAGAGGAGGUGAAUAUGACACUGGCUAAAAAUGAGGCCAAGACACUUCAUGAGAAAAUCUCAGACAAGGCUUACAAUGAUGAGGAGGUCAUUAGGAUAAUCAGUACAAGGAGCAAGGCACAGCUCAAUGCAACGCUUAACCACUACAACAAUGGGUAUGGGAAUGCUAUCAACAAGGAUCUGAAGAGUGAUCCAAAGGAUGAGUACCUUCAACUACUGAGGGCAGCAAUCAAGUGCUUGACUUGUCCGGAGAAGUACUUCGAGAAGCUUUUGCGUCUGGCCAUCAACAAGAUGGGGACUGACGAAUGGGCUCUGACCCGGGUUAUCACUACUCGAGCAGAGAUUGACAUGCAGCGCAUCAAAGAGGAAUACCAGCGGAGAAACAGCGUGCCUCUGGAUCGUGCAAUUGCUAAAGACACUACCGGGAACUAUGAGAAAAUGCUCCUUGCCCUGAUCGGGCAUGGAGAUGCUUGAGCAUUUGGCUAUGGAGAUGGUUUAUUAUCUGGCUGUCUACAAGCCAUCUUUAUUUGACUAGCUAUGUGUUUUUCUUUUUUUUUUUUUUUGGGGUUCUGUCCUUCGUUUAAUAAAAUAUGGUAUGAUGAUGGCUCGACCGGAUGUAGACAGUAAAGUUUUAUUUAUAAAAAA
Carica papaya (papaya) is the source of this 1210-nucleotide messenger RNA. RefSeq names its product annexin D2-like. The record is from RefSeq and is a predicted model, not a curated record. Gene Ontology annotation, molecular function: calcium-dependent phospholipid binding; phosphatidylserine binding; calcium ion binding. Gene Ontology annotation, cellular component: cytoplasm; plasma membrane. Gene Ontology annotation, biological process: response to water deprivation; response to heat; response to cold. NCBI's taxonomy places the organism in Eukaryota, Viridiplantae, Streptophyta, Magnoliopsida, Brassicales, Caricaceae.